Messenger RNA from Thunnus maccoyii (southern bluefin tuna), 3158 nucleotides. It is a transcript of the gene mpp3a, whose product is annotated as membrane palmitoylated protein 3a. NCBI's taxonomy places the organism in Eukaryota, Metazoa, Chordata, Actinopteri, Scombriformes, Scombridae. Gene Ontology annotation, molecular function: protein binding. Gene Ontology annotation, cellular component: cell-cell junction; plasma membrane. The coding region runs from base 391 to 2160 and encodes 589 amino acids. The transcript has 19 exons. The record is from RefSeq and is a predicted model, not a curated record.
ACCCCAGUUCAUUUCACUUGUCUUGAUGAACUGUGUAGGAUAAUCCAGUACUUUAUUCCUCUGGCUCCUCUCCCUUUGUUUAGCCUCUCUGGAUUUCAAAUCUCAGACCUGCCGUUCCUCACCUGUCCUCUAGCUGCCACUGCAGUUUACUACUGCUGCUGCUGCUGUUGCUGCUGCAUGCCACCUGACCCAAUAACCUGCCUGCCCAGCUGCUUCACAUUAGCCAUUAGCCCCAGUAUACAAAGUGGACUGGACAUUCUCAGUUUAUGUUGUCUCAGCUUCCUACCUUUGUUCCUGUUCAGACGACCAGCUGCCUGCCUGCAUUCAUACUUUGGUCUGAUUUACUACCUUCACAUUGCUGACUGUUUCCCCUCCUCACCUCACUGACCCAUGAAAGAAGCCAUGCCGGUCCUCACAGCAGGAGCAGGGCUGCAUGAAACACUGGCCCUGCUGACCUCUCAGCUGCGUCCUGAUGCCAAUCACAAAGAGGACAUGGUGUUCCUCAAAGAUGUCUUCAGCGAAAGGAGCUUGGGAUACCUCAUGAAGAUUCAUGAGAAGCUGAGACAGUAUGAGAGACAGAGUCCGACACCUGUCCUCCACAGUGCCUCUUCCCUGGCAGAGGAUGUGGCAGAGGAGCUGCAGAGUGGACCGAUGAGCACAGAGGAGAAGGAGCUGCUGCACCUGCUGACCUCACCACAUCUCAAGGCUGUUCUCUCGGUGCACGACACCGUGGCUCAGAAGAACUUUGACCCCGUGCUGCCGCCGCUGCCGGAUGACUUUGAGGACGAUCUGGAAGAGGAGUCGGUGAAGAUUGUCAGGCUGGUGAAGAACAAGGAGCCUCUGGGAGCCACCAUCAGGCGUGAUGAGGCCACGGGGUCAGUGAUUGUGGCUCGGAUCAUGAGGGGAGGCGCAGCUGACCGAAGCGGUUUGGUCCACGUAGGAGAUGAGCUCAGGGAAGUCAAUGGCAUCUCUGUGAUCCACAAGAGGCCUGAUGAGAUCAGUCAGCUGCUGUCCCAGUCCCAGGGCUCCAUCACUCUGAAGAUAAUCCCUGCCAUUAAAGAAGAGGAUCGGCUAAAGGAGAGCAAGGUGUACGUGAGAGCCCUGUUCGACUACAUCCCCUUGGAAGACAAGGCCACACCCUGCCAAGAAGCAGGACUCCCCUUCAAGCGGGGAGACAUCCUGCAAGUCGUGACCCAGGAUGACCACACAUGGUGGCAAGCGAAGCGCGUGGGAGACAGCAACCUACGGGCCGGGCUCAUCCCCUCCAAACAGUUCCAGGAGAGGCGACUGGCCUACAGGAUCAAAAUGGGCACGCUACCGAAUCCAAAAUCCCCUAAAAAGCCUAUCUAUGACCAAGGAUGUGAUAAAGAGGACUGUGACUGUGAGGGCUAUUUCAAUGGACAGUACAUAGCUGGUCUGCGGAGGAGUUUCCGGCUGAGUCGUAAAGACAGGCAAGGAUCUUCCGGUGAGGGCUCAGAUCCCGGAGAUCCCGACUUCUUGACCUAUGAGGAGGUGACUCGCUACCAACAACGGUCCAAUGAGAGGCCCCGUCUGGUGGUUCUGAUUGGUUCUCUUGGAGCACGAAUCAAUGAACUCAAACAGCGGGUGAUUGCUGAAAACCCACAUCGUUACGCAGUGGCUGUACCACAUACCACCAGGCCUAAGAAACCUCAUGAGAAGGAGGGUGUAGAGUACCACUUUGUAACCAAACAGCAAUUUGAUGCAGAUGCCCUGAACAAUAAGUUCAUAGAGCAUGGGGAAUACAAGGAGAACCAGUAUGGCACCAGUAUAGAGGCUAUUCGCUCUGUGCAGGCCAAGAAUAAGAUGUGUAUAGUUGAUGUGCAGCCUGAGGCCCUGAAGAGGCUGCGAACAGCAGAGUUCAAACCCUAUGUGAUAUUUGUCAAACCCCGCGUUCCUGAGAGCAGACGUCGGCGCAGUGCCGCCACCUCACCAGGAGGGGGAGACCAUGGCCGUAUAACAGAUGAGGACCUCCAGGAGAUGCGUCAGUCUGCCAUUCAGAUUGAUCAACAGUAUGGACACCUGGUGGACCGGGUCCUGAUCAAGGAGGACUCAGCCAGUGCCUGUGCAGAGCUGAGAGGUAUUUUGGAAAGGCUGGAGCGAGAGUCCUUCUGGGUGCCUCUCAGCUGGGUGCGGACCUAAACCUAUCCUCCUGCAUCUUCCAGAAGAGCUUCACAGCCAACCCACCAAAUUGCACUGGUCUUCUCCUCAUGAGCCGAUUCCCUUUCCCUCCCAAAGGCCUUCUGGCCAGCCUGGGAGUCCAUUGAACUCCCUCUACCUGACUGACACAAGGCUCGUCCGGCAGCCAUAAACUGAGGCACCAAAGGGAGAGGAUGAUGUCAGAGGAAUACCUCAUUGUCUGGGGUGUUACAGCAGAUCUACAGCUCUAUUGGCUCAAGGCCAGUUAAUUGCCCAAAACUCAGUUUUACUGUCACUCAAAUGUUCGCUACAUUCUCAUGUCAUAUUUAUUCAGGUUUGGUUUGUAUUUAAUUUAUUAACUUUAAAGAUGAGGGAAGGAUGAAGGAUGUUUGUAGUUUAAGUGUUUUAUUCCUCACACUGUCACUCUUUCUAGCUGCAUCGUUCACUAGAGCGUGUCAGGUUUGGGAUCCUACUCAGAGGAUUGCUCUGUCAGUCAGCUUUAAUGUGACUCCUGUUGGAGUAGUUUUAGUAGCAUGUUUUUUUUUUAGUUCCAAAUUUUUAUUUAAUUCAAUGCUAAUCGCUGAAUGCUUCCUGUUAAGUCCUACUCCUUAUACAUCCUGGACAGCAUAAGAACCAACCCAUACAUUCAGCAGAAAUAGAGUAAUUAAGAUUUAAGUGAAUGCAAUUUGAAAUUUCUCUUUUUGCUAAACCAUAAAUAGAGUUUCCACAAAUGGACAGAAACAAAAAUAUUAAACUGGAAUGUGAGAAUCUUAUUUUCUACAAAACAUUGUUUUUAGGGAAACGCAUGACAACUGAUUAUUUAAUCUCAGAUGUAAAUAUUGUAAAUGUUACUCCUUGUGUGCCAACGAAAGAUCUCGUAGCACUUCAAUGCAACCUGUUUACCUGUUGAUCCCUGGAAACCCACAUCUGUUUGUGUGUAAAAAUAACGCCAUCCACACAAAGUGUGUGUGUGUGUGGAUGGAUGUCACAGUGUAUGUUCA